UCUCGAUUUUUCUCCCCAUUUCACUGUUUCACUCUAAGGUGGAGGAGAUCCGACGAAUUGGGGAAACAAAAACCCUAAUCCUAGAAAAAGUUCGAUCUUUCUCUCAACAUCUAUUUUCCCCAUCAUGGUGGGAAUGACGCAAGCCCUGUCUACCCAAUUUAAGAGCUGCCGUCUACUUCUAGGAAAUGUUUGGAACAAGGAACUGUCUAUCGUACAACGUCGUAUUCUCAGAAAACUGAGGAGCAAGAAGAGAUCCCGAAGUCGAAAUGUUGUGGCAAACCAGAACAGUCACAUUCAAUUGGCCACUCGCCGAAAGUUGUCCCUUUUUUACCACGAAGGAAUCCAUAGAAGAGAACGAACAACAUCUGAAUUUGUCCCGUUUUUACUCGAUCUAGAAAGGAGAUUGGACGUUCUUCUGGUUCGUACCCAUUUUUGUCAAAGUAUCCCUCAAGCAAGGCAGCUGAUCAGUCAUGGAAAAGUAUGCAUUAAUAAUGCAGUCAGAAGUAUUAAUCAUUUCAAAGUUUCCCCUGGUGAUGUAAUCUCAUUCCAAAACAAUGAGGCGGUCACUGCAGAAAUUCGGAGAUCUCUCUUUUGCUCAGUACUCAAAAUUAUGGGUCAAGUCCAGAAUCAGCCCAUCCGAAUGUGGAGAAGAACCAAAGUAGAAUGGUUACGUCUACUCAAAACUAAAGCAGGCAGCCGUGUAUUAAUGAAAUCAGACUUUUUGAGAGACUUGCAUUCCACAACUCAAGAAGCAGCAAUAGAAAAAUCUAAGAAGACUGGUAGUGCAGCAGUCUGCCUAGGCAGUCACUUCGCUGAGCACAACAAAAUGAAGACCCAUUUGUACAAUUUCACCUGGAGAAUGCUCAAUUUGGCAAAUAACAUGACGAUACCAAAAUGAAUAAGCUGCGUAAAGUAGAUGGACAUGAUUACUUUACCUGAUAAGAUGUGGUUCCUGUCACUUUUGAUGCUAUGGGGUCUGGGAGAGAACCUUGCAGAGAAUACAUGCAUCUGGUAGGUAGGUCUAAAGUCAUGUAAACUUCAUCAUAUUCUCAUGAAUUAAAGACAGUGAGAGGUUGCUGUUAGACAUCCAUAGGCUUUUCAAUGUGUGGCUAUUCUGCAGCUGCCAUCUAAUGUUGCUUAUCUUCUCUAAUGAGACAAUUUUGUAUCUUUUCCCCCUUGUUCUUUCCUUUCUCUUGGUAUGUUCAGGUAACAAACUCUUUUCAUAUGUUCCGGGUUAAGUACUGCUCAAUGUGACAGUCUUUUUUCUGUAUCUUUGAAAUUUCUGUCUCCGGUUGAGCAAUAAUGUCAGUUCUGCACAUUUGUGUUGGAUCCUUAAGAAUCUUAUGGCCCAUUUCUGGGGGUUUUGAAGA
Messenger RNA from Papaver somniferum (opium poppy), 1370 nucleotides. RefSeq names its product ribosomal protein S4, mitochondrial-like. The transcript is spliced from 3 exons. Gene Ontology annotation, molecular function: structural constituent of ribosome; rRNA binding. NCBI's taxonomy places the organism in Eukaryota, Viridiplantae, Streptophyta, Magnoliopsida, Ranunculales, Papaveraceae. Gene Ontology annotation, cellular component: small ribosomal subunit. The record is from RefSeq and is a predicted model, not a curated record. Gene Ontology annotation, biological process: positive regulation of translational fidelity. Bases 125 to 898 code for a protein of 257 amino acids.